Molecule: messenger RNA, 1150 nt
Organism: Scheffersomyces stipitis CBS 6054
Lineage: Eukaryota; Fungi; Ascomycota; Pichiomycetes; Serinales; Debaryomycetaceae
Gene: MEU1
Product: S-methyl-5-thioadenosine phosphorylase
Exons: 1
Coding region: 16-1014 (332 amino acids)
Biological process (GO): nucleoside metabolic process
Cellular component (GO): cytosol
Molecular function (GO): S-methyl-5-thioadenosine phosphorylase activity
Source: RefSeq, a predicted model, not a curated record
CGAAAGUCUGCUAAGAUGUCUGUGCACAGGGAGAAAAUUGACGUUACCCAAUUGCCACAUCACUUUGAUGGUAAAGUUCAGUUGGCUGUGAUCGGUGGUACUGGUUUGUACGACUUGCCCAACUUGAAGCCAGUUGCUAGAUUGACCAUUUCAACUCCCUGGGGUUUUCCUUCUGGCCCAAUUACCAUUUCCGAGACUGAGAGUGGAUUUCCUGUUGCUUUCUUGGCCAGACACGGUCAACAUCAUGACUUGUUACCUUCGGAUGUACCCUCUAGAGCAAACAUUGCUGCUUUGAAGAGCAUCGGGGUCAAGGCUAUCAUUGCCUUUUCUGCUGUUGGAUCCCUUCAACCUGAGAUAAAGCCUCGUGACUUCGUUGUUCCAACCCAAGUCAUUGACAGAACCAAGGGAAUCAGACCUUCGACAUUUUUUGAAAAAGGGUUCGUUGCCCAUGCCAUGUUCGGUGAGCCAUUUGACCUCAAGUUAAACAAGUUGAUCUCUGACAAUAUUCCUUCCGAAGGUUUCUUGGAAGGCUUUGAUUCCGGAGCUACUCCGGUUUUGCAUUCCAAGGAGAAGACCAACAAGGGAGAGGACUUGACUAUCAUCUGUAUGGAAGGUCCUCAGUUCAGUACGAGAGCCGAGUCUAGAUUGUACAGAUCCUGGGGAGGCUCUGUUAUCAACAUGUCUGUGUUACCAGAAGCUAAGUUGGCACGUGAAGCAGAAAUCGCCUACCAGAUGAUUUGUAUGUCUACUGAUUACGAUUCGUGGAACGAAGACGAAGAGCCAGUGACAGUUGAAACAGUCGUAGGAAACUUGAAGGCAAACUCUGCAAACGCUUGUAAGUUAGCUGCAAAAUUGAUCGAUCUCGUCAGCGACGAGUUCAACAAUGGUACCGGAUUGGGCGACGAUUUGGUGGGCUCGAUGAAGUUCUCGGUAUCCACCAGCACUCACGGUGUUAAGAAGGAGCUCUUAGAAAAGAUGCACUUCUUAUUUCCUGGCUACUGGCCCAUUCACUAGAGAUAGAUCUGAGCUAAUACAGAUUUAUGUAUUAUUACUUCUGAUUAUUGCUUGAGGUUCACAUAUAAUUAUUAUUGGUGCAUUUGUCGUUGUUCUAGAUAUUUUUUGCUACUUACAUAUAAUUAAUGCUAUAGAU